This is a messenger RNA of Fomitiporia mediterranea MF3/22, 522 nucleotides long. Its product is annotated as phosphatases II. The transcript is spliced from 2 exons. Gene Ontology annotation, cellular component: cytoplasm. NCBI's taxonomy places the organism in Eukaryota, Fungi, Basidiomycota, Agaricomycetes, Hymenochaetales, Hymenochaetaceae. The coding region runs from base 1 to 522 and encodes 173 amino acids. Gene Ontology annotation, biological process: negative regulation of MAPK cascade; protein dephosphorylation. The record is from RefSeq and is a predicted model, not a curated record. Gene Ontology annotation, molecular function: MAP kinase tyrosine/serine/threonine phosphatase activity; protein tyrosine/threonine phosphatase activity.
AUGAUCCGUCGCGACGAAAUGUCCCCCGAGAUGUGGGCUGCGAUGUGCACACCCAUUAACGAAGUCAUUGCUGCCGACUCCCGAAAGGGGACAGGCGCACUUUACAUCGGCUCGUGGUUCGCCAGCGUCGACCCCGAGUUACUAGCAACAUACAAUAUUCAACAAAUUGUCGCAAUCAUCGACAGCAGUAUGUGCUUCGUGCCGCCUUCGGAGGGCCGAGGCGCAUAUAAGAUCCCGCUUGAGGAUAGUUCCCGAGCAGACUUGAAACCCCAUCUCGACGGCGCUUGCCGCUUCAUCGCCGAGCAGCUCGAGAAGGGUAACAACGUCCUCGUGCACUGUCAACAGGGCAUCUCGCGCAGCGCAUCCAUCAUUGUUGCGUACCUAAUUCAGGAAGAAGAGAUGAGUUACGACGAAGCACUUGCAACGGUGAAGAGCAAGCGGCUGUGUGUGCAGCCCAAUUGCGGGUUUGAGCGGACCCUGCGAACUUGGGAAAAGGAGAUCCGACAGACGAGCUGUUGUUGA